Molecule: messenger RNA, 749 nt
Organism: Schizophyllum commune H4-8
Lineage: Eukaryota; Fungi; Basidiomycota; Agaricomycetes; Agaricales; Schizophyllaceae
Exons: 1
Coding region: 189-467 (92 amino acids)
Source: RefSeq, a predicted model, not a curated record
CAUCCCCGAGAAAAAAGUAAUCAGGACUAUUAUACUACAUACCGGUGACUCCGUAUUAUCCAUGUUUCCCUCUCCUUGUCCAUCACGCACAGUACUACGACCCCGCCGUCAUCUCGAGCAACUUCUCGAUACUCUUCCCCACGUCGUUCUCGUUUGCCUCCAGCACGAGCUGCACCACCUCCCUGUCCAUGCUCGGGAAGAUCUGCAUCAGCGUCGCCUGGUUCGCCUCCGCCGCUCGUUGCGUCGCCAGGUCGAUCUGCGCCUGCACCCCCGCGAUGUCCAGCCCGGGCGUCGGCGUGCGCGACACGGAGUAUGGCGGCGUCCGCGGCGGAGGUGUUCGCGGAGGCGUGCCGCCGAGGAACUGCGUCGCCUGCGAGAGGAAGGAUGAUGCGGAGUUCGAGGAUUGUGGCGGUCGAGAUGGCGUCUCGUCGGCGCCAACGAAGACUGGAGCGUGCCCUGGAGCGUAGGCGGCGGGUGACUGGACGCGCCGCACGCGAGGCUUGUAGGGCGUCUGGAUCUGCGGCUGUCCCUGCGCGAACGUUGGGGUUUGCGGCCGGCUGGCGCCACUGCCAACGAUGUAUUGUCGUACCUGGUCCGGAUGCGCCCACGAGGGUCCUGCUCAUAGUUAGCAUUACGCACAUUCAAAGCCAUGAAGGCGACUCACCACCCUGCGGCGGCGGCGAAUCUGGCCGAACGACCCCAUCGACGACCUCGCUGAAUAUUCGCCCGAUGGCGCUCAGCGGCUUGCU